AUGCACGAGACAAUUCGUUCUUAUGCCGACCUUGUCCACCGUGUUGAGGCCCAAAUCACUGCAGACGAUGCCAUCAAUGCACAUAAGGAACAAUUUGAAAAAUUUGGGGGGAAACACAAAGGUGACGCUGGAGAUAAUAAUCAAUCUUCACAACGGAGAAAGUUUGAACAACAGAGGAAUCGCGACAUCAUUCCUCAACCUGCAGGCCAACGAACAGAAUAUCGACCCAAGAAAGAAUAUACACCACUCAACACAUCACGUGCUAACAUCUUAAUGUCUAUCAAAGAUGAACAAGCCGUUAAGUGGCCUCACGCCUUAAAACCUAACUCAGGGGAUCAAGAACAAUACUGUCAUUUUCAUCGAAGUCGUGGCCACUCCACUGAAGCAUGUAAGAAGCUCAAGGAAGAGAUUGAAAGGUUAAUUAAACAGGGAUAUCUCGGUCGAUUUGUAAAAAAUAAACCAGCUGACAUCGAUAAUGCUUCUGCUGGGGGGCAACAUACACCAAGGCAGCAACAUGGGGGUCAACCAGUCGUUGGAGAAAUUCAAACAAUUGCUGGAGGCCCAUCGCUGAUUGAUCAAGUCCUCGUCAUUGUACCUGGCGAACCAAUGCAGAAGAAAUUGUGCCUCGAGCCUAUAACUUUUGAUGAUUCUGAUCUGGAAGGAGUUCGAGUCCCCCACUAA
Molecule: messenger RNA, 681 nt
Organism: Phalaenopsis equestris
Lineage: Eukaryota; Viridiplantae; Streptophyta; Magnoliopsida; Asparagales; Orchidaceae
Exons: 1
Coding region: 1-681 (226 amino acids)
Source: RefSeq, a predicted model, not a curated record